Molecule: messenger RNA, 2300 nt
Organism: Poecile atricapillus (Black-capped chickadee)
Lineage: Eukaryota; Metazoa; Chordata; Aves; Passeriformes; Paridae
Gene: GBGT1
Product: globoside alpha-1,3-N-acetylgalactosaminyltransferase 1 (FORS blood group)
Exons: 8
Coding region: 864-1898 (344 amino acids)
Biological process (GO): carbohydrate metabolic process
Cellular component (GO): Golgi apparatus; membrane; vesicle
Molecular function (GO): globoside alpha-N-acetylgalactosaminyltransferase activity
Source: RefSeq, a predicted model, not a curated record
UUAUGCUUUGGGUGGAAAUGUUGAGAGGAUAUUUAUGCAACUGGAAAGUGGCAUCCAGCUGGGAGGGGCUGCAAGCCCCAGGGAAAACAGGGUUCAGUCAGGGCUUGAUGUUUUAGAAAAACAAAUAGCCUGAAAACUGUUUUCAUGGAGUGAAGUACAAGGUUUUGUAAGCCUCAGACCUGGCUGGGAGAGGUUCCAUAGAAAACACAUGGAUUGCAUUUGGCCACAGGCUGAAUCCCAGUGCUGUGUCCUUGCAAAGCAGGGAAAUGUCCUGUGGGAAUGCAUGAACUGUGACAGCUUUUCAGUUUUGGGGGUAAAUCCAGCUUUGCUUCAUUCUUCUGAGGGCUCAGCAGGAGAACUUGGGCUGCUUUGACACCAGUUCCAUGAGAAUGGGCUGAUUAGACAGAGUCCAGUCAGAGCUGACAGAAACAAUCCCAGAUCUUAGAGUUAGAAAAUUACAAAGGAAGAUUGAAGGACGUCACAGAAGAGAAGAGGAAAGGAAACAUCAGAGCCUUCAGGUAUGGAAAGGGAGACUGCCCAGACCUGAACUACAGCAAGUGAGAUCCUGGUUGGAAAUUUGGAAGCCUUGCUGAUGAGAAGGGCUUUCCUACUGCAGCCAUCUCUCCCAGAAUGGCUGAAAAACAACUGUUUGAGCCCUCCUCUGCUCAUUUGUCUGCUUUGCAUGUGCUGGAAGCAUCAAGCACAAGGGACCAAAGUUCACACUGUGGGCACUUUUGCUUCCCUGUGAGCACCUGUCCUGAUUUAGGGCAGGUUCCCUGUGAACAGAAGAAGGGAUUGGUCUGAGCAUUCAAGAGUGAAACCGCUGGAAUUCAGAAGUCACUCUUCCUUCUCCUCUAGAAGAUAUGAUUUCCAGGAAGGUGCUGGUGGGAUCUCUUGUCUGCCUGGGUGCUGUUGCUGCAGUUAUCUGGGCUCUAGCUGGGACUAGAAAAGUGCACUACCUGCCCUACUACCUUCCUUGCCCUGAAAUCUUCUCCAUGAAACUCCAGUAUACAGAAGAGAAGUUAAUCCAGCUUUUCCCCCAAUUAUUUUAUCAGCAGCCAAGAGUGCUGGCGCCAAAGCGCCAGGAUGUGCUGACAGUCACACCAUGGCUGGCCCCCAUCGUCUGGGAAGGGACCUUCAAUCCUGAGAUCCUGGACAGUGCCUACAGACCCCUGAACCUCACCAUAGGGGUGACAGCCUUUGCUGUUGGAAAGUACACGAGGUUCGUGCGGCGCUUCCUGGAGUCAGCAGAGCAGCACUUCAUGCGGGGCUACCGGGUCAACUAUUACAUCUUCACAGACAGCCCUGAGAGCAUCCCCCGAGCGCAGCUGCGGCCAGGGCGCAGGCUGCUCACCGUCCCUGUCCCGAAAUACUCCAGCUGGCAGGAGAUCUCCAUGCGCAGGAUGGAGACCAUCAACCGGCACGUGGCGGCGGUGAGCCAUCGCGAGGUGCACUACCUCUUCUGCCUGGACGUGGACAUGGUGUUCCACAACCCCUGGGGCCCUGAGACCCUGGGGGACAUGGUGGCCGCCAUCCACCCUGGCUACUUCCAAGUCCCACGAGAGCAGUUCCCUUAUGAGAGGAGGAGCUCCUCAGCAGCCUCCAUCCCCAAGGGAGAAGGGGAUUUCUACUAUGGAGGAGCCGUGUUUGGAGGCUUGGUCAAGAACGUCUACGAGUUCACCAAGACCUGCCACAUGACCAUCCUGGCAGACAAAGCCAACGGGGUCAUGGCAGCCUGGCAGGAGGAGAGUCACCUCAACAGGCACUUCCUGACCCACAAACCCUCCAAGCUGCUUUCUCCAGAGUAUAUAUGGGAUGACAGGAAGCCAAAGCCCCCUGAAAUCCGCCUCAUACGUUUUUCCACAGUGGAUAAGAACUACAAAGAGGUCCGAAAUUGACCAUCUGAUCCCUGCAACAAACCAAAACCCAUCAAAAUCAGUUCCUGCAGAACUGUGAAUUUUUAUUCCUGGUAGGAACAAACUGGGAAGGGAAGGUGUGGAUAGUUCCUCUGGAGACCAGAGUCUAAAUGCAUUUCAGAAGCAGCAAUCAAAAUGCAGGUGAGACUGAAAAGGUUUCUGGAUUCCCACUCUUUGUAAAUACAUCCUGCCUGAGGCUGUGGCACACAGAAAAGCAUCCAAAAGGCCAGUGAUCCAAUGCAUGGAUGUAGUUGCCUUCCCAUGGCUGUUUUCCAGAGGCCUGGCAGAAACUUAACAAGAUCAAAAUGGCAUUUGACGUUCUUGUGGAGAAGACCUUGAGUUUUGGUAAAUACCUUUUCACUUAAAAAAAAUUUAAAAAAAGAA